AUGUCGAACCCGACUAUAAUGGCGGGGGAAGUCGACUUGAGUCCACCCUAUGGAUUCGGUAAACACCAAGCUACUCUCAGUACCCAGGAAGUCGAGGGUUUCUUUCGGGGCGACUAUGUCUUUAGUCAUUUCUACGACUGGGCCAUUGCAUGCAUUAAACUUUCGAUUCUUGGACUUUACUAUCGCAUUUUCAGCACGGUUAUCUUUCGCCGAGUUGUCAUUGGCACCGCAGUCUUUAUCAUUUGCUGGCUCGCGACUAUGGAGAUCGGCUUAGGGCUUGAGUGUAUCCCUAUCGAGACAAUCUGGGAUCUCGAUGUGACGGGCACCUGUAUAGAUCUGGUGGCAUUCUCCUACUUCACCAACAUUACAAACCUGGUCACCGACGUAUGGGUGUUUCUUCUCCCGCUCCCGAUUAUCUUCAGACUGCACAUUAAUCGACGGCGAAAAUUUGAGAUCGCAUGUGUUUUUGCCGUUGGUCUAUUCACAUGCGGCGUUACUCUUGCUCGCUUAACCGUUGUGGUCUCACAAGGGUCGUCCGACUUCACUUAAUCUAUCCUCAAGGAACUCCUUGAAGCAUUGAAGUCAAGAACAUUGGAGCGAAAAAUAUCGGAGCGAAAACAAUGGGAAGGAGAGUGGGCGGAUGUAGAGAAAACCUUCCACAACUACGCCCAUGAAGACCCAUGCACCAGGAAACGAUUUGACCUGGAAGCGUUUCAGCGCGCCGUUCUGAUACUCAUCGCCCAAGGUGCUGAUCUCUUAGGCCUGUUAGCAGAGAUCGACGUCCACUGGCAGUUUUACAAUGACGAGAACCUCAUUCGCCAGGCUAAAGUAAAAAGAAUUUUCAGAAGCAUCGCAGUCCCAGAACGAUCCACCGCCCUAAUGGAGGAUGAAUUGAAUUUCCUUGUGGAAGAGACUGCCGGUGGGCAUGGUGCAACCUUGGUCUAUGCCUAA
Messenger RNA from Penicillium robsamsonii, 951 nucleotides. RefSeq lists its product as uncharacterized. The transcript is spliced from 6 exons. The record is from RefSeq and is a predicted model, not a curated record. Lineage: Eukaryota; Fungi; Ascomycota; Eurotiomycetes; Eurotiales; Aspergillaceae. Bases 1 to 549 code for a protein of 182 amino acids.